CGCCGACGGGCGGAAGAUGAACUACUCGGACCCGAUGGAGCUGGUGCACAAGUACGGGGCGGACACGCUGCGGCAGUACCUCAUCAAUUCGCCGGUUGUGCGCGCGGAGAAUUUGCGCUUCAAGGAAGACGACAUCAAGGACGUGUUCCUGCUGUGGUUCAACAAGAUUGUUUAUCGAUAUGACGCGGGUCGUUACGCAAGCAAGCGCUCGACGAACGUGAUGGACGUGUGGAUUACGUCGUUCAAGGAGUCGCAGCUGGAGUUUGUGGCCAAGGAGAUGAAAGCGUUACUUCAAACAUGAAGUACAUCAACCUGCCGAUUGAGCGUGCCGUUUCUCGGAUGCAGGCCGUCGUCAAGUUGAGCUGUGUUAUGCGCGAUCGUAGAACCGUCCCCAUCAAGAACCCGAUGACGGAGGUCAUCGUCAUCAACUAGAGCAAGGAAUAUCUGGACGACAUCAAAUCCCUCGUGAACUUUAUCCUCGACGAGCUCAACGUGCGCGAUAUCAUUCUCAGCUCGGACAAGCAAAAGUACAAGCAGGUCAUUCAUGCGGUAAAAGUACUCACGGACCCCCAAAUCGCCGAACAGCUCAAGCUGGGCUUCUUCAGCGUGCUCGGCCAUCGCAUCAAGCUGAACGAACUUCGCUUUAUCUACCAGUUUGACGAGCCAAAACACGGCAACGACAGCAUGGGCAGACAUGGACACCUCCAGAAGCUUCGGCAUAUCGAGCUCCACGGUCAGCAGCAGCAACGUUUCGACCGCCAACCCACCAAAACACCCACGUCGAGAAGAUCUAUGCAACGCACGACGACGACCGUGGCAGAUCUGUUGUAAAAGUGUCCCGGCCCGCCGUCGGUCGGCAGCCCCGACAAAUUUUAUGAGCUGAAAGAUUUUAACCCACGGAACGCGGACAAAUUUGUUCCUGCUGCUCCGGGUCAGGAGUUUUGAGAUCUGAUCCUGUCGAUAUCUUCCUCGACUGUUCAAUCUUUCAGGUGAACGUCGACUUCGGCACCACCCUGACGGACGGACAGAUAUAUUUAUUUAUUCAUUUUUGCAGUAGAUUCUGCGAGGAGUCAACCUUGCGGGAGAUUGCCUUCGACAAGGUGCGUAUGGUGAUGGAUAUGAACCCGAUGGUUGUCAUGAUCGCCAGGGCUCGCUCGAAUGUCACCUAGCAUCGAUUCCGCUAAGGACGAUGAAGAAGAAGACAAGUCGGAGCCGUUUUUGUCGCAAAUCGCGCCGUCGUCAUAAUAUCAGGCUGUUUAUCUGGAAGGCCGCCAGGAACUCCUCGAGGCAUUCAUCGACCUUCCUUCGAGCCUAGAUCAAGCUGCGUGAUCACCUGCGCUUACUUGU
This is a messenger RNA of Culex quinquefasciatus (southern house mosquito), 1347 nucleotides long. Its product is annotated as isoleucine--tRNA ligase, cytoplasmic. Gene Ontology annotation, molecular function: isoleucine-tRNA ligase activity. NCBI's taxonomy places the organism in Eukaryota, Metazoa, Arthropoda, Insecta, Diptera, Culicidae. The transcript is spliced from 2 exons. The coding region runs from base 17 to 301 and encodes 94 amino acids. Gene Ontology annotation, biological process: isoleucyl-tRNA aminoacylation. The record is from RefSeq and is a predicted model, not a curated record.